AAUAUUCCCCACUUUCCCCUGUUUCCCAAGCCCCUCCCCGUGCUCCUCUCUUCCCUUUCUCCACCGCCCCCCAACCAUGUCCGCCGCCGCACUCCGCCGUCUCUCCGCGGCGCUUUUCCUCCUUCUCCAAAUUUCCACCACCGCCGUCUUCGCCAUUGGCGUCAACUACGGCACCCUAGGAAACAACCUCCGGCCGCCGGCCGAGGUCGCGAACUUCCUCAAAACAAAAACUAAAAUCGACCGCGUGAAGAUAUUUGAUACAAAUCCGGAUAUCCUAAGAGCCUUCGCCGGCAGCGGAAUCCUGGUCACGGUAACGGUCGGCAACGGCUUGAUCCCUAAUCUAGCGGAUCUGGCAUUCGCUCGGGAAUGGGUAGCUGCACAUAUCGCGCCGUUUCACCCUCAGACGCGGAUUCAUUAUAUUGCUGUGGGGAAUGAAAUCAUACAUUCUAAUGAUAAGCCUCUGAUCGCUCGUCUUGUACCGGCCAUGAGAUCGCUCCACCGAGCUCUAGUUCUCGCCGGAAUUAGGGACGUUAAGGUCACAUCUCCACAUUCUUUAGGCAUCCUCUCGAUCUCAGAGCCACCAAGCAUGGGACGGUUCAGGCGAGGGUACGAUCGAGCCAUAUUCGGUCCAAUGCUUCAAUUCCUACGAGAAACCAAGGCCCCAUUCAUGGUGAACCCAUAUCCUUACUUCGGCUACUCACCAAAAAUGGCUAAUUAUGUUCUAUUCAAACCCAAUCGUGGCAUUUACGACAAGUACACCAAAAUCACCUACACCAACAUGUUCGAUAGCAUGAUGGACGCCAUCUACUCUGCCAUGAAGAAACUAGGCUACGCCGACGUUAAUAUCGUCCUCGGCGAAACGGGAUGGCCCACAAAUUGCGACUACAUUGCUUGUAGCCCUGACAAUGCUGCUACUUACAAUAGGAACUUGGUAUGGCAUGUCAAUUCUGGGAAAGGAACGCCAUUGAUGCCGAACCGAAAAUUUGAAACGUAUUUGUUCGGUUUGUUUAAUGAAAAUCUUAAACCCGGUCCGACCGCCGAACGCAACUGGGGUUUGUUUCAACCCGAUUUUACUCCGGUUUAUAGUCUUCCUAACAUCAUGCUUGGCGGUCGGGGACGUGGCGGUAGGAGGCCGACACCGGUGGCUCCGUCGGGGAAGAAAUGGUGCGUGCCGAGAUCCGACGCGGCCGUUGAUGCCUUACAGAAGAACAUUGACUACGUUUGCAGCUCGAACGUGGACUGCCGUCCGAUCCAAGCCGGCGGCGCGUGUUUUCUACCUAACGAUGUCCGGUCCCACGCGGCUUACGUCAUGAAUUCAUAUUAUCAAACCUCCGGGCGCCACGAUUACAACUGCGAUUUCAGUCACACCGGAGUUCUAACCACCGUGAAUCCAAGUCACGGCGGGUGUGCGUUCUCUUGAGAGAUUGAGCAGCGGAGGCGAGAGAUGGUUUUGACUUCGUACGGGGGGUGCAGGAGAGGAAACCGUGAGGCCUCAUACAGCUUGGUACUCAAUAGAGAAGCUGAACAACUUUUUUUCUUUUCUCAUUUUUCUUUUAUAUAAUGAUUAUUACUAUUUUGAUGCAAUUGAAUUGGAUUCUUCUACAAAAAUCUCGCUCUCAUUUUACAAAAGUGAGAUUUGGAGAUUCAAAAAGAGGUUCAGUUAAUUAUUCAAACAUACUCCAUUCUUCUUCC
Cucumis sativus (cucumber) is the source of this 1692-nucleotide messenger RNA. Its product is annotated as glucan endo-1,3-beta-glucosidase. Gene Ontology annotation, molecular function: hydrolase activity, hydrolyzing O-glycosyl compounds. Gene Ontology annotation, cellular component: plasma membrane. NCBI's taxonomy places the organism in Eukaryota, Viridiplantae, Streptophyta, Magnoliopsida, Cucurbitales, Cucurbitaceae. The coding region runs from base 77 to 1420 and encodes 447 amino acids. Gene Ontology annotation, biological process: carbohydrate metabolic process. The record is from RefSeq and is a predicted model, not a curated record. The transcript has 3 exons.